GAAAGCUGUGCAGCAGCCAGUUUACAAAUGCCUGGGCUUCGCUGUCAGAAGGCAGCAGCUUUUAGGGCUGAGCUGAGAUGUUUGAAAGGUGGAGCACUCUUGACCAUGAAAUAUGCUCUCCUUGCAUGCCGCAGCCUUUCAAAGUUCUGUGCAUUAGAAGCAGGGAUUCCAUUCUAUCUGGAGCUGAGUGUGGGGCCAGCGCUAGCCAGCCUUUCUCUCUCCUGAGGAAGGCUGAUAGGCGUUUAAAAGGCUUGUGGUGGCCGGUGUCCCAAGUGUUCCCAGCUCCCGCAGCGACCCUUCCCUUUCACCUCUGCUUACUGGAGACGACUUAGAUAUCGAAGCAGACUGGACGGUUGGAUUCAGGAAGCCAUGAAUCAUGUCACUAGAAACGAGCUGCAGACUUUAAACUCCGUUCAGCAUGUGGAAGCGGCAGAGAAAUGACCUGUCCAGACAAGCCGGGGCAGCUCAUAAACUGGUUUGUCUGCUCCUUGUGUGUCCCUCGACUGUGUAAACUCUGGAGCAGCCGGCGUCCCAGGACCAGACGGAACCUCUUGCUGGGCACUGCCUGUGCCAUCUACCUGGGCUUCCUGGUGAGCCAGGUUGGCAGGGCCUCCUUCCAGCAUGGGCAGGCCACUGACAGGGGCCCUCCUCACAGCCGCAACAACUUCAAGGUACCCUUCCCGGAGAUCCCCUUGGAUGGUACCCUGGCCCCUCCAGAGUCGCAGGGCAAUGGGAGCACUCUGCAACCCAACGUGGUGUACAUUACCCUACGCUCCAAGCGCAGCAAGCCUGCCAAUAUCCGUGGCACGGUGAAACCCAAGCGCAGGAAGAAGUAUGCAGUGGCAUCUGUAGUUCCUGGUCAGGAGGCACUGGCUAAACCAUCCUUUAUACUGCAGGACGUUGUACCGGCAGCAGAUGCUGAAGUACCUGCCUAUGUUCAGGGUUACCUGACAAAGGUUGGGGAACGACCCUGGAGGGUGCUGCGUGGUCCUAGAAUCAGAACUGGGGGUUCAAAUUUGCGGCCGCCUGGGACGCGGGAGAGCAACAUCAGGAUUUACAGUGAGAGCGCCCCCUCAUGGCUGAGCAAAGAAGACAUCCGCAUAAUGCGCCUGCUGGCUGAUGGUGAGGUGGCUAGCAUCCUGCCAGCCUUCUCUAAGAGUGGUGCCCACUUGCUGGUGUUGGAAGGGAGCACCUCAGGCUCUGUGCCUGGCUGCGGGCCUAGCCGCUGUGGGCUACUCAAGCAGCCCCUGGACAUGAGUGAAGUGUUUGCCUUCCACUUGGACAGGAUUCUGGGUCUCAAUAGGACCCUGCCAUCUGUGAGCAGGAAAUCAGAGUUCAUCCAAGAUGGCCGCCCUCGUCCUAUCGUUCUCUGGGACUCAUCUCUAGCAUCUGCAAGCAAUGACAGCCAUUCUUCUGUUAAGAUCACCUGGGGAACUUAUCAGCAGUUGCUAAAACAGAAGUGCUGGCUGAAUGGCCGGGUUCCUAGACCUGAGUGGGGCUGCACUGAAAUCCAUCACCAUGAAUGGUCCAAGAUGGCUCUCUUUGAUUUUUUGUUACAGAUUUACAAUCGCUUAGAUACCAAUUGCUGUGGUUUCAAACCUCAAAAGGAAGAUACCUGUACACUAAAUGGACUGAGGCCAAACUGUGAUGACCAAAAUUCUGUGGCUUUAGCACACAUUGUCCAGAGGAAGAAUGACCCAAGGCAUUUGGUCUUCGUAAACAACAAGGGCUUCUUCGAUAGAAGUGAAGACAACUUAAACUUCAAAUUGCUAGAAGGCAUCAGAGAGUUUCCCGACUCUGCAGUUUCUGUUUUGAAGAGCCAGCACUUACGGCAGAAGCUCCUUCAGUCUCUGUUCCUUGAUAAGGUUUACUGGGAAAGUCAAGGAGGCAGGCAAGGCAUCGAGAAGCUCAUUGAUGUGGUAGAGCAGAGAGCCAGAAUCCUUGUCACCUACAUCAAUGCACAUGGCGCCAAAGUAUUACCUAUGAAAGAAUGACAUAGGGCUUUCUGCCUUGAGGGCUAUACAUAUGUGACCUUUGGUUUUUCUUAAAUAAAGCAGAUCAACCUUAAGUGUUUCUAGGAGUGAGGCAGCAUAGUUGAAUAUACAAAACUGAUCUGAUAUAUAUCAUAAACUGAGUUUAUAUGCAAAUUCAAGAAGUAUCAGGAUAACAUAUUGCUUGCAAAAUGUCUGAUGGUAUUUUUUGCCUAACACUCUGACAUGUGUAUCUCAGCAUUGUUAUUACACAGUGGCUCCAAUUAUUAUUCCCACUAAUGUUUAAAGCAUUUUCAUGAUAUUUGACAGAGCAAUACAAACCAGAGACACUGACUCUUCUAAUAAAUCAUUCUCAUACCAUGUAACAGAUCUGACCAGCUCCAAGCAGAGAGUUUAUUGACAUUGCCCUGAUGUUGAUCAUUAUAACAGUUUCCACAACCCUAUCCAAAAACAAUUCUACCAGGAAAUUGAGGCACGUGGCUGUGAAAGCAACAGUCUUGAAAUGCCUUCUAAGUAGACAUGGUAGUAGAUUCAUUUACAAACUUCUGGUUGUAUUUUCUAGCAUCUAUAAACAACCAGUUAUUUUUUAUCUACCAAAAUCUCAUAUUCAUUCCUUCUAAGAAAUUUACUGUCAGUGUAGAAAUAUCCAUAUGUAGCAAUGGAUAUAUUAGUUCACUUUGCUCUUAAUUUUGAUUCAAUUUAUGUCUGGUGGUUAGAAAACUAAGCAGUUAUAAGGCAUGAUGUUACCUAUUUGACAAUUUAUUUUGUGGAGUCUAUUAAUGUUCUUAUUGGUUGGUUGGUUGGUUAGUUGGCUUUUUUAACAAAUAAUUAUAAGGUCUCCUGUAGUCCAUGCUGGCUUUGAACUCCUUAUGCAUCUGAGGAUGACCUUGA
Molecule: messenger RNA, 2882 nt
Organism: Onychomys torridus (southern grasshopper mouse)
Lineage: Eukaryota; Metazoa; Chordata; Mammalia; Rodentia; Cricetidae
Gene: Gask1b
Product: golgi associated kinase 1B
Exons: 5
Coding region: 438-1994 (518 amino acids)
Cellular component (GO): Golgi apparatus
Source: RefSeq, a predicted model, not a curated record